Alosa alosa (allis shad) is the source of this 379-nucleotide messenger RNA. Its product is annotated as NACHT, LRR and PYD domains-containing protein 6-like. The transcript has 3 exons. The record is from RefSeq and is a predicted model, not a curated record. Bases 1 to 324 code for a protein of 107 amino acids. NCBI's taxonomy places the organism in Eukaryota, Metazoa, Chordata, Actinopteri, Clupeiformes, Clupeidae.
AUGCAUCUUUUGCAAUUAGUCUUUGGCAAGCCCACAACCUCACAUACAGUAAGUUCCCUGGAAGGGUUCACCACAAACCCAGUUCAGGACGCAUUGUCGGACAUCAUAGAAAACCUCAAUGAGGCUGACUUCAAGAAGUUCAAGCACCUUUUGAAGGGUGAAAUUCCAUGGUCAAAGCUCGAGAAAGCUGAUGCCAUAGACUUAAUAGUGCAAACAUUUACUGAGAAAUUUUCUGGGAAGGUUGUGGUUAACAUCUUAAAGAAGAUGAAUCUCAAUCAGAUGGCCAGCGACCUGCAGGAGUGUCCUUUCCAGUUUGUUUGGUGAGAUGAAGAUGAAGGUGCCCCCCCCCCCCAAAUCUACCACACAGCUUUGAUCAUUG